Bactrocera neohumeralis is the source of this 748-nucleotide messenger RNA. RefSeq lists its product as uncharacterized. The record is from RefSeq and is a predicted model, not a curated record. NCBI's taxonomy places the organism in Eukaryota, Metazoa, Arthropoda, Insecta, Diptera, Tephritidae. The transcript has 2 exons. The coding region runs from base 53 to 529 and encodes 158 amino acids.
CCCGACUUGGGCCGGCUUGGUUUAGUCGACUAGUGACAGUGUUAGCGGGAAGAUGAAGUCAAGUUUAAAGCUCAAACACGCAGGCGUGAUUUUGCUGGCAUUGAAUUGCGUCUUACUUUGCUCAGCGCAAGGUGGCAAUGGCGGCGCCGGCGGCUGGGGUGGCGCGGCAGGCUCGCCUGGGGCACCGGGUGCACCGGGCAGUAGUGAUUUUGGCUACGGCUAUGCUGGCGUAGACAGUCGUGGUCAUGCGUAUGGGGGCGCUGGUGGCAAUGGCGGCUAUUAUGUUGGCGGCCUGGACGACCAAGGCAGACGCUUUUCAUACAGUGGCGGCGCGGGUGGUAUGCCGGGUAUGCCAGGCAUGCCGGGCGGCUACCCGGGUGCGCCUGGUGCACCGUUAGGACCAGUUGGACCAGGCAACUACCCUGGCUACUAUGAUCAGCGCUACCGAUCGUCAGCGAAUGCUAAGUUUGCGCAGACGCACUGCUUGUUGCUGCUAAUAUCGUUCGCUGUGCUUUCGCGAUUUUUGUGAAAUGAAUUAGACAUUUUUGUAAAUACAAAAAUCUUUUGUAAACCUUAGUUGUAAUGUUUUUAUUACAUUCAUUUUCCCUUCCAACACUCGCAUAACGCACUAGUUUAUAAUUAAAUAAUUAAACUUGUAUCUAAAAUUAGUCACCGUAUUUUAUGUUUGUUAUUUUUGUUUUUGUAAUCUAAAAUAGAAACAAUAAAAUAUAUUUAAUUGCACUGUAAA